Molecule: messenger RNA, 4024 nt
Organism: Tachysurus fulvidraco (yellow catfish)
Lineage: Eukaryota; Metazoa; Chordata; Actinopteri; Siluriformes; Bagridae
Gene: mdfic
Product: MyoD family inhibitor domain containing
Exons: 5
Coding region: 361-1101 (246 amino acids)
Source: RefSeq, a predicted model, not a curated record
UUGAAGCUGGCCGUGCGCGCGGAAUCCGGAUGUGAUGAAAAAAGAAGAAGAAAAAAAAGUUUCGAUUCGAAUUUUCUUCAACUAACUCACGACUCCGAAUCGACUCAGAGCAGUGCAGCUCACUGGAAAUGUUUGUUUUAACGGAGUUUUCGUUUAUCCUGAAAAGAUCCUGAGCUGUUUUCUAUCUAUUUUUUGAACGGGGGAUGAGAUUUAUUUUGUCACAGGAUGAUAAACAGGAGGCACCGUUGAAAUGAAGCGGUGGAGUUUAAAACGUGUUUAAAAGGGUUGACGGCUGAUACAAAAGGGUGGCUUGUGUAUUUGUUUCGGGUGUGUUCAGUAUCUCAACAAGAGGUCUGGCUCAUGUCCGCGGAGACAGUGUUACCUCCGGAGGGGCCUGUAGGUCCGGACAAGCAACAGCAUGAGACGAGUCUUCUGCUGGCUAACUCCCAAGACACAUGCCAAACUGAUGCCAAAGGAUUGUCUGAUACCACAGAAAAGAGCACAAAUCCAUCUCCCAGAGACCGCUGUAUUGAUGUGCAGGAGGACAUGAGCACAGAGAGCCCUGCUCAUGGUGACCCUAUAAGAACCCAGCCUCAGCCCAGUGAUGGAGAGGCCACACGGCUGCACAAUGGCCUCCACCCAGGCAUGAGCAAUGGCCAUAGGACUCCACCAGGAGCCACACAGCCUGCAGCCCCUUCUGCCUCCUUUUCUGAGAUGAGGAAACCACCACCUCCUGUGUCUCAGCGUGUGCAGAAAAAACUGCGCUCUAGCCUGUCCGUCAACAGUGACAGCAGCAGGAGGAGCAAAGGCAGUUCCACAGGCUCCCACAAACCUGGCUCCUCUCCAGAAGACUGUUGUGUGCACUGCAUCCUAGCCUGCCUGUUCUGCGAGUUUCUCAACCUGUGCAACAUGGUGGUGGCUCAGGCAUCAUGCGGCGCCUGCACAUCAGAGGCUUGCUGCUGCUGCUGCUGUGCAGACGACCUGGGAGACGACUGUAACUGCCCCUGUGACAUGGACUGUGGCAUUAUGGAUGCCUGCUGCGAGUCCUCUGACUGUCUCGAGAUCUGCAUGGAGUGCUGUGGCAUCUGCUUCCCCACAUAAAAGCUCUGUUUGCCAGUAGGUAUCACAUGGAGACAGAGACAUUCCUGUGUGUGAAAGUACAUGUGCCUGUAUGUAUGUAUCGUGUUCUUGAAAGUAUGCAUGCAUGUACACACUCUUACAUGAAAGAUACAAGUCUGGCCUCCAUCCAGCUGAGCAAACAGAUGCUUCAUCAGUUUAAACAGAUUAUACAUGUUCUGUUUUUUUUUGUUUGUUUUUUGUGUAUAUAUAAAGUUUAAAGUAAAAUCAUGACUGUCAGUUACUACAUUAUCUCUAACUAAGACAUACUUAUUUUGCUCCAGAAUUGUUGAAAACUUUAAAAAAAACAUAGGCAAAUCUUACUUUCUGAGAUAAUUAUUACACCCAGCGAUUUAAAAUGAAUUGUAGAAACUGCUUACACUACUUUAACCAGUGUACCUUUGACAAGCACACUGUUCAAGAUUGAAUUCAAGCUUAUAACACAUUCCAGUGCAGAAUUUGAGAGCGUGAUCGUGAUUAUUGCAUGAAGAGUCAUGUGUCUUUCUCAGAUGACAUGUUUUUGGUGAAGGGAAAAAAGGGAACUGUAUUCAAGGAAAAGAGAACAAUCCCAUAGUAAAAUAUGUUAUGACUUUUACUAAACUCUAGGAUAUUAACGUCCAAAUCAGCACUGAAGAUUAUUGCUAUCUGAUCGCACAUUUGACCGCUGUUGAAAAUCUUUUUGUCUGAAUUAAAAAAGGAAAGUCCACAUGCGCAAACCUGGGAAUAUAAAGGUUUCAACAACUUUAAUAGGCUUUAGAGAAAGAUGCUCUGUGCUGUAAUUUUCUUUGUAGUAGGCUUUACCAAAAAUAUUUAUUUCAUACCAAAUAAUUGCUUUUUAUUAAAGCUGAAAAGAAUUCCCAUAUGAGAGGGAGAGAGAGAGAUAUAGAUAUAGAUCUAUAGAUGUAUAGAUAUAGAUAUAUAGCCGGAGAAUCCCAUUCACUGCAUGUGUCAUUCAGAAUAUAUUUAUAUUUGCUCAUGUUCAUAAAUCAUGUCAAUAAUUCUGGAGAUGUCCUUUCUUGACAAGGUCCAACAGUGGUGUUUCGUGUCUUACCUACUAGUUUAACUCAGUUUAAACCAUGAUUUUAUAUUUCUUGUGUUACUCUAGAUCACAUUAGAGUAGGCUUCUAACUACUAUGCUCUAAAUCAACACUGUAAUUUCCACAGAUUCACGUCUCUUUUAUAUAUGGCAGAGGGCAAGGCUCUGCACAUGUUUCAUGGGUAUUUCUGUCUGUUUGGAAAGCUUUCUUAAAGCAUUGUCUACUGUAUCUUGAUUCAUUACAGGUCUAUACUUUUGAGUGUGAUGGAAAGACGUUAGGAAGGAAUAAUGAACGAUGAUUCAAUUGUGGAGGAAAUAAAUGUACUGUAGAUAGUUCUUUGUACUUAACAACAUCAAAUCCUGUUCAUACUCAAUUUCUCUUUAUUUCACUCAGUCUCGAACUUCACUACAAUCUAAACUUUCUUUUUAACUCCUGUUAAUGUAAAUGCAUAGUAGAUUCUUGUCUUAAAUACUGGACAUAUUAUUCAAAACAAUAAACAUUCCUGAACCAGCGUUUUUGAGGUUGGUUGUACAUGUAGUCAUUAAUCUAGAUGAAAUGAUUGAAUUGAUUUUAUAUGAACAGUUACAUUUUAUAGUCCUAAUGGCCCUUAUUUAUUAUCGUUGCUUACAGUGUUCAGACUCGCGUCUAAUCAGAGUGUGUGGGGAAAAUAUUUGAACAUUCCACUUUACCAAUGUUUGGUUUGUAGUUAAAUCAUCAAUUAAAAUAUUAUUAUAAUGAAGAUUAUCAUCAAUAAUUCUAUUUAAUAAGUAGAAUGGUAUAAGUAGUAACAAAAAAAAAAUCAAAUCAGAAUUGCGAUUAUGGGAUCCUUGUACACUAAUAGAGGUAAUAGGUUUUAGUAUCGCUACACGUAUGAAACUGAUUUAUCAUUUGUGCUCUUUUUGAUAUUGUUCAUUAUUUCCCUGGAUCUGACAAAAUUCCAUUCAACAAUCUUUAUACUCUCAUCUGUGCUCAUUUCUUUUUAACUUUGAUGGAUAAGGGCUAUUCCUUUGUGUUGAUAUGUUUUGGUACGGCUUUUUUUUACGGUGUUUUUGUGAAAACUGACUCAUCUCUUCAAUGUAAAAGACAUACUUGCUUAACUGCACUUUUCCAAGAGGGAUAUGAUUGGAAUUAGUAAAUAGCAACGUUGGAUGCACUAAACUGCUUUUUUUAAUCUCAAGACUCUCAGAGCACAAGCAAAACUAUUUUUUUUAUAUAUGUAUAUAUUUUAGCUCUGAGCCACUGCAGGGUAAAUGUGUGUGUUUGGUGUACGACAAUUUGGUAAAUACAUUUUGUAGACUGAUUAUUAACCCUAAAUGUACCAGUAGUUUGUUUGGUGUAUGAAAUGCUUGAAAUAACAGGGCACUUCUUCAGCAAACUGUAUCUGUACUUGUGUUGUUUUUUUUGUUUGUUUAAUUCUUUAAAAAAAAACAAAAACUAAUAAACCCAUUUUUAUGUUUUAAGUGCCAAAUUUAUUAAAUAUGACAAAAUGUGAAUAAUUUUUUUUAGCUUUUGCAUAUUUAUCCUUUGGCAUUUGGUAUGUACAAGCAGGGUCCAGUUUUCCAGAAACGUUAUAAUGUCACGUUUUAACCUUAUGUAUGUUAUGUUUUCUUUAUUAGAUUCUUCAGUGAUAUUGUUUGUCAGCAUUUAUUGUACUGCAUUCUUUUGGAAAUCAUUUUAUUUGAUCUUUCUCUUCCUGUAGUCAUCUUAACUGCAACUUUUUUUUGUCAUACAAUAUAAGACGCUUCGCUUGCUUUUGACACACUAGACACUAUCUUUUUAUUUGUUUAAAAAUGUUUUGUUUAACAAAAAUAUGUUUUGUUUGAUCUUUUUUUUUUUUUUUUUUAAAUAAUAAAACUGUAUUUGAGCCCCAA